Messenger RNA from Phalaenopsis equestris, 1349 nucleotides. RefSeq lists its product as uncharacterized. The record is from RefSeq and is a predicted model, not a curated record. NCBI's taxonomy places the organism in Eukaryota, Viridiplantae, Streptophyta, Magnoliopsida, Asparagales, Orchidaceae. The transcript is spliced from 3 exons. Bases 101 to 742 code for a protein of 213 amino acids.
CUAGGUUUGCAGAAUUGGAGUCGGAAACAUCCACUCUUCUUUCUUUUUCUAACUCUUCCGCAGCCUUUCUUGUUCUCUCUCGUAGCAUCUGUCCACAGAAAUGUCCUCUUCGUCUAGAUCCAGAUCUAGUGGCCGGGUCUUACCCAUAAAAAGCGGCUUGACGCCAUCCAUACCCCCCGCCGGCCGAUUUUACUCCUCCGCGUUCUCAUCACCAGCGGCUGCUUCUUCCGUAAACGUUUUCGCUACAUCCUCAUCGAGCUUCUCCGCACGCUCGACUUCCAACUUCCUUCCCCGAUCCUCCUCACCUACCCGCGUAAACCUCAUCGGAUCUCCCGCGGCCCACUCCGUCCGUUUCUCUAUCGACCGCUCCACCUCCCCCGGCCGCUCAAUUUCUGCAAUCGCCAGCCGUGAUCCCGUCAUCCGUCCGCCGAUCUCCGCCCCUGGACGCCGUAAGACAUGUAUGUGCUCCCCGACGACCCAUCCCGGUUCCUUCCGCUGCAGCCUCCAUAAAGGCACCCACAAUCGCCCGAUCGCCGCGGUCUCCUCACCUUCAAAUCGUCUCAACGCCAGACGAUCGGCGAUGACGAACUCACUCGUCCGGAUCGGUACAGUCGAAGGCGAGUUUGUCAAGAGGGCUCUCGCCGCCCUAAUCCGUCCUUCAUCGCAUCAACAGCGGCGGAGAGCUGACUUCCGCCCUCAGCCAAGUCGGCUUUCACAGAUGACGAAAGCUGAUGAUCUAUGAUCUGAAAAGCAAAGGAUCGUAGAUUUCAAAGCAGUCGGGAGAUCCGUGUGCAGAGUUUUGUUGAUCUGUCUACGUUAGAAUUCUCCGUCGACGUUUACGCCGUCGUCGUCGCGUGCGUGUCCGUCGUCCCCAUGACUCGUCCCGUUCGUGCCGUGCCGUCAACCUUGAAACCAGUGAGCUGUUUCCAUUGAAAGGUCCGGCGGUUUCUUGUAGCUUUCGUUUCUUCGGGUACAGGAAAUGAGACUUGGUCCUUCAGAAAGAGCAUCGAAUUCUCCCAAAAUGAAUAAAUUACAUAUUAUAAUCUAAAAAAUUGUGAAAAAUAUUACAUAGGACUUCUGAUGCAUUCAUAGUUCAAUGAUGGGUCGUCACGUGUCAAAUCAACUUCACCAUUUUUAACACCGACUAAUACUAGUGUAUUAUAGUGGGACUCAAUUGACACGUGACGUCCGUCCCAUCAUUGAACUUCAAAUACAAAUUACGUUGGGAGUCCUGAUGUAAUAUUUUCUCGUAAAAUUGAAAAUUAUCAGAUUUGGGACAACACAUAAAUUAAAGUCCAUUUAUAAAUUUAACAAUAAAAAAUGCCAAGCAUGAAUAUAAUUUUAUUAAA